Molecule: messenger RNA, 1512 nt
Organism: Pestalotiopsis fici W106-1
Lineage: Eukaryota; Fungi; Ascomycota; Sordariomycetes; Amphisphaeriales; Sporocadaceae
Exons: 5
Coding region: 1-1512 (503 amino acids)
Biological process (GO): transmembrane transport
Molecular function (GO): transmembrane transporter activity
Source: RefSeq, a predicted model, not a curated record
AUGUCAUCCAUUGCCAAGGACGCGUCAGCCAAUACGGCAGCCGGCCCCCUCGCACAAGUCGAGGCCGCAACUGUCUCGACAAACACGGCCCAAGAAGAAGAGACUGAUCCCCAUCUCGUCACAUUUGAUGAGCCAUUCGACGCGGAAAACCCCCAAACCUGGCCCAGCAACCGCAAAUGGGCCGUCACCAAUGUCUUGUCUGCGACGGGCUUCAAUCGAAUCAUGGUCUCAACCAUCAUGGCCCCAGCUCUGCCGGCUUUGGCGGCAGAGUUGGGCAUGAGCACCACCGAGUCCGUCAUGAGCCUUUCUAUAUAUGUGCUUGCGACUGCGCUAGGUCCACUGCUGAUCGGUCCGCUCUCCGAAAUGUACGGCCGGCAGAUUGUUCUCCACGCAUCCAACGCCUGGUUUCUGCUAUGGAAUAUUGUCUGUGGCUUCGCCAACACGAAAGAGCUCCUUAUUGCUUCUCGCUUCCUGGCCGGCUUUGGUGCCAGUGCCAUUUACUCGCUCGCUGGCGGCGUCCUUGGUGACGUGUGGUCCGCCGAGCAGCGAGGUCGGUCUUUGGGGCUCUAUAUCCUCAUUCCCAUCUUGGGAUCUGCAGUUGGACCAAUUAUUGGUGGAUUCAUGGCGGCACGGACGACCUGGAGAUGGAUGUUCUGGGCCACAUCCAUAUUCCAGGGUCUCAUGAUUGCCGUCUCCCUCGUCGUGUUCAAGGAGACGUACGCGCCCCUGAUCCUCAAGCGGCGCGCCGAGCAGCGGCGGCGGGAGACGGGGGAUGCGCGUUACUACACGGCAUUUGAGCGGCGCGACGAGCAGCGAUCCCUCUUGGCCGUGCUGGGGCGCACGCUGACCCGGCCGCUGCGGUUGCUGGCCUUUCAUCCCAUUAUUCAGGUCACGGCGGCCAUUGAGGCCUUUUACUACGGUCUCUUGUAUAUUGUCUUGUCGAGCUUCGCCUCGGUGUGGACGGACCAGUACGGCCAGUCGACCGAGGUCAGCGGGCUCCAUUAUAUCACCUGCGCCCUUGGCGAGGUGGCCGGCGGGUUGGUCGGUGGCCCGCUCAUGGACUUCAUGUAUCGUCACAUGCUCCAACGUGCCGGCAACGGGGAGCAUCUGCCCGAGUUCCGCCUUCCGCUUAUCGUCCCCGUGGCUAUUUUGGGGCCAAUCGGCCUGUUUGUUUACGGCUGGGCAGCCGAAUUCCGCGUGCACUGGAUCGUGGUAGAUAUCGGUGUAUUCAUUUACAUGUUCGGGGGUCAAAUUACCGGAAUGCCAUUGCAGGCAUACGUCAUGGACGCAUACCCCGAGCACACGAGUAGCGCAUUGUCGGCCGCCCAGUUCCUCCGAAGUAUGGCAGCAUUUUCGUUCCCCUUGUUUGCACCGAGCAUGUAUGCGGCUUUGGGAUACGGCUGGGGAAACAGUACUAUUGCAUUCAUUGCCCUGGUGUUCGGCAUACCAGCGCCAUUGAUGCUGUGGUAUUGGGGGGCGCGAUUGAGAGCAAAGGCGACUUCGAGUCACUGA